Helicoverpa zea (corn earworm) is the source of this 4174-nucleotide messenger RNA. Its product is annotated as zinc finger-containing ubiquitin peptidase 1-like. NCBI's taxonomy places the organism in Eukaryota, Metazoa, Arthropoda, Insecta, Lepidoptera, Noctuidae. The record is from RefSeq and is a predicted model, not a curated record. The coding region runs from base 164 to 2428 and encodes 754 amino acids. The transcript has 16 exons.
AACCUAUCGCCAGUAGUAUUAAUAUAAUUUGUAAUUUUAAUGUUAGAAAAUGCUAGUUUUAAUCACAUAUAAUAACGAAAUUGUACCAAUUAGAUAGUGUUCUCCCUAAAAAGCAGUGGAAUUGGAUUAUUCUAUGACAAUAAAAUACUAAACUAAAUCGAAAAUGACUUCGAAAACAAACAAAGUAUCUCCUUCGUCGAGCAAAAUGUCCACCAGCCCAUUUCCUUACACCUGUGAGCUCUGUGGAGCUGAAGGCCUCACAGAUGAAGGUAUGAGGUCUCAUACCUUGGAGGCCCAUGUCAACGGGAGGCCGGAAUGCCCGUUUUGUGACUGUGCGGUGCCUCAGCCACAGUUAGUCGGUCAUGUUCAGAAGGCCCAUCUGCAUUAUUUGACCCCUGAAAGGGAGUUGAUGGCGUUUAUUGAUGACCAGAGCCCGAGUUUUGACGAAGACUCGAAAAUGACGACUACAGAUAGCUGUAGCUACAAUACGCCAGGGUCUAUAAAUGGAUGGCACAGUCCUGAUAACUCCACACAGUACCACAAUGGGGCUAUUUCAAAAAAUCUCAAUUAUUAUAACGGAUACCAAGAAAAGGAGAGUUACAGUAGAAGUGAGAAGGAAGAAGAGAAAUGUUCACGUUCACCAAAAAAUAUAAAUCUUGUCAAUGGACUGAAAAAUAUCAAUAUUAGUAAUGGUGUGGUUCCUAAAAAGGCUCAAAGCAGACAAAAUUCUCAUGAAAAUGAGGUCAAUGGGAUUGAUAGAAAAGGUGCGAUUUCUAGUCCAAGUCAUAAUAGUUCUGGUAGUUAUGAGGGGUCGCCUAAUAAAAAUAAGUUGUCCAUGGCUAGUGCCGGACAAGGAUCACCUCUUAGGUCUCAAUUAGCGUUAAAAUUAAAACCAAAUACACCGAAAAAAAGUGCUCCUACUCCAAGUCCUUCCGUGCAGUGUCUAUUAUGUGAUUUUACGUCAACAUGUCCGAGAAAAUUGGAGGAACAUAUAAACCGUGCUCAUUUCGAUCUCACAUCUCCGUCUAUAAAUGCGAAUGCUAACUCGGACAACCCGACUUUGGGGUUGAGCAACCCCACACUGACGCUGGACAACCCGACGCUAGCGUUGAGUACGAUGGCCAUGUCUCCUGGACCACAUAGUUCAUCGUACCAGUGUCCAAUUUGUGAGCGGGAGUUUUCGCACGCCAACGAAAUCGAAGUUCAUGUCAAUGUUGAACAUCGAGAUAUUUUAAGUCCUCAGAAGUCAGAUCAAGUAGACAAUGCAUCAUGCAACGAGGAUGUGGUGAUGAUGGAAGAGAGUCCUGUGAGCAACUGUCCAGUGUGCUGUCAACCUCUGCCUCUGUCACAGCAUGAACUGAUUCAACAUAUUGAGGAACACUUUGAAAGAGGAGAGGAGUGUGGAGCACCAUCAGGUCUUUCGGCAGCCGAGAGGGAAGCUCAGAGAAACAGAGAGGAACAUGAGUUCCAAUUACUAAGGGCACAAUACGGUAUGGAAGAGGAUGACGAUGAAGGCUACACUCACAGAGCUACCAAUAGCCUCAAGCGCGCCGUGUACAGCGGAGCCCUAUCUGUCGCAGGGUACUAUGAACGCAGUCUAGGCCUCCGUAGGGCUGCGGCCUCGGGUACUGAUACUGGGUCUUCGAGGACUACAGGCCUCUUAGAGCGGAUAAGUCAGCUAAACGCUCAGAACCAAAGUAUAGUUAAGACAUACUUAUGCAGCGCGGUCGAUCACUACGCUAGUACUUACGGAGAUAGAGGCUGGGGAUGUGGGUAUAGGAACAUGCAAAUGGUGCUAUCAUCCCUGAUGCGUCACCCGCCAUACUCUUCACUCCUGAGUUGUACUCUAGAGCGAACCAGCGAGUGCGAGUGUGUGCCGUCUAUACCGCGCCUGCAGCUGCUGGUGGAGAGAGCCUGGCAGCUGGGCUUCGAUACACAGGGUUCAGAGCAGCUGGGCUCCAAACUAUACAACACUCGGAAGUGGAUAGGCGCCUGUGAAGUAGUCACUGUGCUCUCAUCGCUCAGGAUAAGAUGUCAGCUGAUAGACUUCCACAAGCCGACAGCGGCGGACGGCAGCCACCCCGCGCUGUUCGACUGGGUGCUGCGCUACUUCCAGGAGGAACCCUCGGCCUUCAAGGCGCCUCUGUACCUGCAGCACCAGGGUCACUCGCGCACUAUAAUCGGCUACGAGAAGCACAAGGACGGCAAGGCCACGCUGCUCGUGCUCGACCCCUCGCACUCGCCUGCGCAGGUACGUCAGGUGGUAUGUGGCAGCUCAGCGUCGUGUGCGGCGGCGCUGCGCCUGCUGCGGCGCGGAGCCCCCGCCCUCCGGGCCAAGCAGUACCAGCUGCUGUGCGUCAGCGGCGUCAUCAGCGACACGCAAGAGUAUGAGGCCAGCAAAGUGCUUCAGUCAGUUCGGAUCCCAUAAGAAAGGUGAGCGGGGUGCCACCCCACUCAAAAUUACUCAACUCUACUAUAUUUUCACUCAACCGCUCAACAGGUAAAUCUAUGACGCUCAACUUUCAGUUUUGCCUUAAUUUUCAAUAAUUCCAAAUUUUUUUGUGAAGAAGUAACAUUAAUAUAUGCGUAAGAACGAUUCUGGUAAAAUGUGAAAUUAAUAUUUCGAAAAAAAAUUGUUUGGUAUUGUUUUUUAAUUUCUUGUAAUAAUUAUACCUAAUCUCUGUAAGAUUCACAUCUGAUCUUAUGACUAAUUAAAAAUUGUUAAAAGUCGUACUUUAAAAUUGUAACACAAACAUUUUUCUCCUCCAUAUCAAGGAUUGUUUUGUCAAUUAUUAAUUUAUAAUUUUACUAUUGAUAAAGCUUCCUACUGCGUCAAUAAAACGAAAGAUCCGUUAAAAAUUGAUAUACCACAAAUUUCAAACAUGACAUAACUUAAAGUUCGGACCUAAAAGCUCUAAAAACUUCAAUAUUUUUAAAUAAUUAUUGAUUAAUAAUAAUUUUUAAUAUGAGUAUCUGUAAAACCUAUUGUUGAGGUUUUAUUUCCACCGAAUAGUUUAGUAUAUAUUUUUUAAGUAUUUUUCUUUAGGAACUAUCUUUUCUUAAAGAAUAUACAUCAUGCUUAUAAACACUAAAACAUUAUUUCUAACAAUCGAAAAUUACUCAACUAUAGUCAAAACUACUUAUUAAGCUUAAACGCCAACAACGAUUAUAAUUUUAUCUGUAACCCUACCAUAAAACGGACUUGGCAUAAUAAUAAUAAUUAAAAAACAUUAGAAAGUUACCAUAAAAGGAUAGUUUUAUACCAAAUUAGCCAGUUAUUUCACGAAACAUCUAGUCGUAGUAAGCAGUUAAAUAUUAACUAUAGUUUAUAGUUAAAACCAUAUGCUUUCAAACAUUGCCUUUGAAUAGUUUAAGGCCCGUUUCGAUAUAUUUGGAAAAGAUUGAGCCUAUACAUAUUCAGUAAAAAAAUACAUAAAUAAAAUAAUCCAGAAAUAAAUAUAAACUCUUUUCAAAAAAAUCUUUCUCACAUUGGCUUCACAUACAUAACCUAUAACGAAUAAAUCAAAAUGAAAAAAUGUAUAAAAAACGUCAAUAAGGCUCAAUUUUCCAAUUAAAAAAUCUUACAUAAUAUUAACCAAACUGUCGACUUUACCCGCUCACUUCUCGUCCGUUAAGUUAUAUUGAUUCACUUGAAUUGACCGGGCAAUGUCCACAUGAACCUUACCCCUAUACAGUUGAUAUAAUAAUAGUUAUAAGUACAUAGUCAGUGGCUUGAUAAUCACGAAAAUAUAUUAAUUAUUUGGCACAUCGGAGUUCCUAAAGGGAUUGAGUAGGUACAUGUAUAAAAAUAGAGGGUGACUGGUAAUUAGUGACCGAUAUUUGAACGCAUAAUUACAAACAACUUUCCCAAAGUUACUCCCAAACUUUUCUUAAUUUUUAAAUCUAUGGUUGACUGUCAUUUUUUGGUGACGCGGUAUCUUUUUUUUUUAACAACGUCAAAAAUCAUCAAAUGACUCCUCCCGCUGUGGGUUAGCAACGAUGAGGGAGUGUCAGACUCUUACUGACUAAAAACCGUUGUGUUCCGUCAUAGGCCUUUUAUGUACCAGGGCCGCGGUAUCUCUUUCGAACAACCCGCAGCGUCACGUGGUAUUUAAAUUGUCGAUAUUGAAAGUCAAUAAAACCGAUUAAUAAAUAUCAAAUUAUUUCAAGAAAA